AUGACACUGCGCCUUCUUAGACUCACGUUUCCCACUGAGAUCUAUCUAUCUAUCUAUCUAUCUAUCUAUCUAUCUAUCUAUCUAUCUAUCUAUCUAUCGUUUUCUACACUAUCUAUUUUGUUCUCUACAUUACCUAUCUAUCACGUUCUUUAUACUAUCUAUUUGUUCUCUACACUAUUUAUCUAUAUUUUUUCUACACUAUUUCGUUCUCUACAUCUAUCUAUCUAUCUAUCUAUCUAUCUAUCUAUCUAUCUCAUUUUCUACAAUCUCUCUCUCUAUUUCUCUCUCUUUUAUCAAUCGCUACAUCUAUUGUUAGGAAGUUUGUACAUUAUCUUAUCUAUCUAUCUAUCUAUCUAUCUAUCUAUCUAUCUAUCGUUUUCUACACUAUCUAUUUCGUUCUCUACAUUAUCUAACACGUUCUCUAUACUAUCUAUUUGUUUUCUACACUAUCUAUCUAUCUAUCUAUCUUAUUUUCUCAUUUCAUUCUCUACACUAUAUAUCUGUCUAUCUCUGCACUAUUUCAUUUUCUACAAUCUCUCUCUCUCUAUUUCUCUCUCUAUCUAUCUUGUUCUGUAUACUGUUAACGUUUUCUACACAAUCUAUCUAUUUCAUUCUCUAAACUAUUUCGUUCUGUGCACUAUCUAUCUAUCUAUCUAUCUAUCUAUCUCGUUCUGCACUAUCUAUUGA
This is a messenger RNA of Acanthosepion pharaonis, 687 nucleotides long. Lineage: Eukaryota; Metazoa; Mollusca; Cephalopoda; Sepiida; Sepiidae. The record is from the annotation of a GenBank genome assembly.